UUUGGUGUGUUGUUUUGACGACGAUUGUGACAAUGUGAAAUUCCUGAUCCAAAUUUUUAUUUUUAGAUUUAAAUUUUUAUUCUGUUAAUUAUUGUAUUUUUUUUUCUGUAUAAAUGAGAAGGCAUGUCUCAUCUUAUUAAAUACUUUGGACAACGAACCGAGUAUCAAUAGUUUCGUUUUACAGAAAUGUAAGGUGUGAUAUUUUAAGGGAUGUUAUCUUCAAAGAAAAAAGAUUUAAAGUACUUGAGUGAUGGUGUUGCAGGGAAAUAUGUGAAGAAAGAUACACCUCCUGAUUUGCCUGUUUUAAAUGUUUGGACAGCUGUAAAUCAGCAGCCUCCUAAAAAAGUAAUAUCUCUUACGAGAAGAUUAUCUGAUAAAAGUUCUAAAGAAUCUCCUAAAGAAAUACCUCGACCUCCACCCCAACCAACAUCAUUGGCUCAGAAAUGUGCCAAAGCCUCUCAGAGUCAUGUACAACCCAAAGUAACUACUCAGAGUUUGCCAUCCAGUCCACAUAUUGGGCCAUUGCAACGUCCAUCUCCUAUUCCUCAACCAAUUUCGACUGUAACUAUUGGUGCUCAAAGAGGAUUACAGAGCCCAGUUGUGAAUCCAUUGCCUGUUCCUCCAACCUUUACAUCAAAGGUCAAUUCAACUCCAAGAGUUGACAAUAGCAGAUUGGGUUCUAGUACUUCAGAAAAUUUCCUUCGCAUCAACUCUUUUGGGCAGUUACAAGAAACAGAAAGUCCAUCCCCUUCUUCAAAUUUAUCUCGUUUUCAGUCUCACAUUUAUGUGAAUCAUUAUGUAAGGAAUUCCAGUUCGGAAAAUGAUAACCGAAUUUGUGAAGUUGAUAAUGAUGGCAUCCCAAUUAAAACCAAAGAUGACAACAUUGGUAGUCGCAGGUGUGUAACUGUUCCUGCUGCUGUCUCUAUAAUUGAAGUUCCUGGUAACAUAAAAGUUGAAGCAGAGCAUCCUCCUGAAAUAGCAUAUCAGCAAGAUGACAGUAUUCAAAUUCAUUUAUAUCAUCAGCAAAUUCAACAACAGUAUGCUCCUGAAAUCCGCCAAGAGAAAGUGGAGCCAGUUCACUUCCAGUCUCAAAUUGGCCUCUCAAAUUCUGGUCAAAUUCAAGCUGCAACUAAUAUAUAUUCUCACACAUAUCAAAACAUACCAGAGAGUACUACACAGCUGCCUUAUUCUGCAGCAUUUGUCACUACAACUAGAGUCCAGCAAUCCUUAGCAAGUAGCAGCAAUAUACAACAUCCACCAAUGGCAGCUCUCCCUCCAGUACCUAAUUCUACAGUUUCAGAAAGAGAUCAGCAGCUAGUUCCUAUAGGCAACUCAUCGUCUGUUUCAGUCAUUCCACCCAUUGCUGCAGCUGCUUGCUAUUCAGCUGCAGAUGAGUUACCCCUUCCUCCAGGAUGGUCAGUGGAUUUUACAAUGCGUGGACGAAAAUAUUAUGUGGACCACAAUACUAAGACUACUCACUGGAGCCAUCCUCUGGAGAAGGAAGGCCUACCUACUGGUUGGGAACGUAUAGAAUCUCCUGACAAUGGUGUAUAUUAUGUUAACCAUAUCACGAAACUAGCUCAGUAUGAGCAUCCAUGUGCUCCUCAGUAUGGGCAGUCAAGUGCUGUGAUGUAUCAAGCUUCUUUACUUAGUCAAAAUCGGCAGCCACCUCCUCGUCAUACGAAUUUUCAUCAGCAUAAUGUUAUAGUUCCUGCUAAUCCUUAUCUCACUGAAGAAAUACCACAUUGGCUGUAUGUCUACUCCAAGGCCCCAGUCGAAUUAGACCACAAGCUAAAGUGGGAGCUCUUCAAGUUGCCUGAACUCGAUUGUUUUCAAGCAAUGUUGAAUCGACUGUACAGGCAGGAAUUAGAGAGCAUUGUUAUGGGUUAUGAAGCUUAUCGUCUUUCCCUACUUAAAGAGAUGGAGCGCUGCUUGCAAGAGAAGGAAGAGAGAAAUUCAUAGCAUUUUAUUCGCUCUUGUGAUGUUUAAACUUAAGUGAGACUGGCUUUUAUAAAUACAUUUCAGUUUUAUCAACUACUUCAGUGAUAUGUGGUUGUGAUAAAAAUUCUCUACAUGUCCUUGACUUAUUAAAUUGAGCUUAAAUUUUUGAGGUUGUGUAAAAGCAGCUACAUAAAUAUUUUUGACAUAGAUUUUCAAUUUUCACAACUCUCCUGUCUCCUAUGAGACUUAUCUUUAUGUAUGUAUAAGAAAGUGCCUUUCUGUUUGUAGAUUUUUUUUCUAUUUAAAAUAGUAUAGUAGAAUCUCUCUUAACUGAUCUGAAAAAGAUUAUGUUUUUAUAAUUUGGAUACCUGUUUCCUGCACUUCAUUGUUCAUGUUUCGUGAUAUAGAAACUGCAGCUGGCAAAUUCCUUUGGUCAUAUUUUUGAUUGGAAAUGAAAAAGGCAGCAAGUGAGAAUUGUAAAAUUACAGGACAUUGAUAAAUGUAUACUUAUGGCCAUUAUCCUUUAAUCAUGGCCUUGUUACAUUCGUAUUGUACUUAUGUUAUAAGCAACACUAAACAAAGCAAUUUUUUUUUGUUUGUGUUGGACACUUAUCUUAUUCGCAUAUAAAAACCUUGAUAUUACAUUUUGUUGCAGAGAGAGCAAAUAUAUAUAUAUAUAUAUAUAUAUAUAUAUAUAUAUAUAUAUAUAUAGUUACUGCAUUUUCUAUUUAGAGUCUUCAGUUAUUGCAAAUUAAAAGUUAAAAUCAUAAUGCAGUUUUAAAUUUCAAUAAAACACAAGCAACAAUAUAAAAUUAUACAUACUGUUCAUACGAAGGUUAUACUUCUUUGUAGAAUGACAUAAAACUUUAAUUUCCACUUGCAUAUAACAUUGCUACAAAAGUUAAAAAAGAAAUUCUGUAUAUUAAUAACUUAUGUUGACAUAGAUAGAUGAGUAUUGUUCAGUGACUGAAAUUUUAUGAAAUUCUACAAUUCUUUAUCACUUUCUUUUGUUUAACUUUCAUCAUCUGUAUUUUGUUUUGUCAUCUUCAUAUUUCUUUUUACCCACUACAUAUAUGAAUUUUUGUCACCAAUAAGAGAAAAUAUAAUAGAGAUAAAAUUGCUUACCGCCAUCAAAGUUUAUUUCAUUUUUCAUCCAACUACAACUUUUUUUUUUAAUCAUAGAAAUCUAAAUUCUGUUUUUAAAUUUAUUCUGUUGUAAGUGCCAUUAUUUUGAUAUUGGUUAUGAGAGAUUUUGCUGUACGUUGUGCUUUAAAAUUGAAUCUCAAUUAGUAUUUUUUCAGACCUGAUAAUAUAUAUUGAAUAUUUUGAGAAAAACUAUUUAUUCAACUAAAAUGAUUAGUAUUUAUUAUUUUUAAUUUUAUGGAAUAUCAUUUGAAUAAGUGAUAGACUGUUCAAAGAUAGAUUUUCUAUUAAAUUACUAGGAACAACAUAUUUUUCUAUAAGGAAAGAAUCAAAAACUAUAUUGAAAGUUAUUUUUUCUUGAAAUUUCUUCUUUCAAAGGAUCUAAAUUAAUAUAUUACAUGCUACGUCUACUUGUUUUACAUUGACAUAGCAUAAAUUGAAUUUAAUUUUGAAUGUUUUUACAUAUCAAAAUUCGAAUGAAAGCAUAUGGUAAUUUUUCACGUAAGUGCCUUGUGUGAAAGCAAAAGCAUAAAAUUGUUAUUAUUCUUUUUAUAGAGAAUUUGUUAAGUAAUGGAAUUAUUUUAAUACCCAUUGAGAAAUUGAAUAAUUUAAGAAAGCAUCAUUAGAUUAUUAAUUUGAAGUAAUUGGUAAAUUUGUCCUUUAUUUGCACCAUUUGGUUGACUUACCACCAGCAAAAUCGGGUGAAGGAAUUGUACAUUUCAUAUCCUGAUGUUCCUGUACUUGGUGUCUGUCAUGGAAAUCGAAAUAUUUCAUAGAAUGUCAAAACCAUGAAAAAGUAUUCGUUUAUUUUGUUGAUGAAACCUUUUGCUUUGUGCCAAAUCUGUGUUAUUGUUCAAUGAUUCUUUAUUUCAAAGAUUGUUAUUUGUUGGACGGAAACAGCCCUGUUCUUUGCCAUUAUUUCUAUUUAAAUAAAUAUUAUGAUUAGCAAAUGA
Messenger RNA from Argiope bruennichi, 4037 nucleotides. RefSeq names its product scaffold protein salvador-like (gene sav). Gene Ontology annotation, molecular function: protein binding; molecular adaptor activity. The transcript has 9 exons. Bases 211 to 1962 code for a protein of 583 amino acids. Gene Ontology annotation, biological process: regulation of cell population proliferation; hippo signaling; apoptotic process. The record is from RefSeq and is a predicted model, not a curated record. NCBI's taxonomy places the organism in Eukaryota, Metazoa, Arthropoda, Arachnida, Araneae, Araneidae.